This is a messenger RNA of Globicephala melas (long-finned pilot whale), 4781 nucleotides long. It is a transcript of the gene PLAAT1, whose product is annotated as phospholipase A and acyltransferase 1. The record is from RefSeq and is a predicted model, not a curated record. Gene Ontology annotation, biological process: N-acylphosphatidylethanolamine metabolic process. Gene Ontology annotation, molecular function: glycerophospholipid phospholipase A1 activity; A2-type glycerophospholipase activity. Lineage: Eukaryota; Metazoa; Chordata; Mammalia; Artiodactyla; Delphinidae. Gene Ontology annotation, cellular component: cytoplasm.
AAUGUGUAUUCGAGCUCACGAACAUUUCUGGGCUCAACAAGACAAUUUAACGGUACAGCCGCCGCGUCUAGACCAGCCCUUGGUACCGGGAAAAUUUGAUGCAGGAACGUCCCAGUGGCGGGGCAGGGUGUCCUCGUGGGAGAACAGAGUCCAUGGGGAAAGAGAGACUCGCUUUCCCGUGUGACACAGCUAUCAAGUGGCAGAACCAGGACUGGACCUCGUCUUACUUACUAAGGCCUUGUAUCCACCGUCCUCACUGAAAUGAGUGGAGGCCAGUGUGCCUGGGUCUGCACAGCACAGUUCAGCACAAGGAAGAAAGGUCCUGUGUCCUACAGUAUGCCUGAAUAUCUGACUGGACACUCAUCUGAGCCUGGAGCUUGUGUCCGCUUAAAUCACAGAAUGGCGUUUAAUGAUUGCUUUAGUUUGAACUAUCCUGGCAACCCUCAGCCAGGUGAUUUGAUUGAAGUGUUUCGUCCUGGCUAUCAACACUGGGCACUGUACUUGGGUGAUGGGUAUGUUAUCAACAUAGCACCUCUAGACGAUGGCAUUUCUGCAUCGUUUACAAGCGCCAAGUCUGUAUUCAGCAGAAAGGCCCUGGUGAAGAUGCAGCUUUUGAAGGAUGUUGUGGGAAAUGACACAUACAGAAUAAACAAUAAAUACGAUGGAACAUACCCACCACUCCCCGUGGAAGAAGUCAUGCAACGGUCAGAGUUUGUUGCUGGACAGGAGGUGGAGUAUGACUUACUUGUCAACAACUGUGAGCAUUUUGUGACUUUGCUCCGCUAUGGAGAAGGAGUUUCAGAGCAGGCCAACCGAGCAAUAAGUACCAUUGGGUUUGUGGCAGCUGCCGCUGGUGCCUUCUCUUUCCUUGGCUUGUUUCCAAAAAGACUAAGAGCAAAAUACUAUUAAUUUACUGAAGAGAUAUUGGAGCCGAAGGAAUUUGUGAGGAAGAAAAGAAACUUGGGAUGAAUACUUAUUUUCAAUGUAUCAUUGUUGUUCCAAAUUCCAAUGAUGGAUGGCAGGCUCUUUAAUAAAUUGUUUACUGGUAUUGUCUCAUCACUGAGCCAUGGAAAUUUUUCUCCCUACUAGCAUAGAUUUCCUGUGGCAGCUUGAGUAAGAAGCAGUAGCCUUUUGAGUGAGCCAGCAGAGGACCUUAAUAUCACAUCAUCAUUUAUCUUCUAUAAAUAUUGUUUUCCUUUCCCCUGAGGGUAACUAUUUUGUAUUUGCCAGAGGGAUAAAGAACCUUUUAUAUGUGAUUUUGAAAAAAAUGUUAAGAGCCCCCAAUUUUUGGGUUGACAUCAAAAUUCAUAUUCCUUUUCUGGUGAGAAAAGAAUUUUGGAAAUUCAGCAUUUGGUUAGGCAGCUUGAAGAACUUUUGAUUAAUAAACCAUUUGAGGCUGGACACCCAUCUCCUUGCUCCUGUGUAGAUGGGGGCAGGGGGUGAAUGGGAGAAGGAACUCUCGGCUCCAGUGUUUCAGAUCCAGUGAUUUCCCUGGAAGCGACUCAUUUGUAAGGAAUAUGUGAGAAGCUGGAGUGGGCUGUUACUUCUACAAAGCUCCAUCAUUCCCUUUGGAUUUUGAAGUAUUUCAAGAGUUUGACCCUCCUAACCUUAGCAAGAGAUCAUUAAAUGUAGGUUUAAGGUGCCGUAUUUAGAAAACAAUAUCCUGUGUUACUUUUCAAGGCUUUUACUAUGUCAAGGAGUGUCAUGAUUUUACCCUUGCAUUUUAUUGAUUAUGUGUUGAACGAAACACACUACUUUUUCAUACCUUUCCAGUGGAAUUCUUAUCGGCAGCAGGUGGGGAGAAGUGGAUGCAGGUCUCUAUACCCUGGGAUUAUAUCAGAUAUUAUAACAUUACCCUACAAACGACACUGCCAGCUAAUGACAUCCUUAUUGUGCCAUCAUUAAAAGUAUGGCAUUAAAUAAAGGAAAAGUUUAAGUAAAUUUAGGGGGUUCGGGGUGGAAUGAGGGAACCAGGAAUAUGGUAGAUAAAGUAACUAAACAGAUGACUCAGUGAAAGUCUUGGACCUGUUAAACUGAUUUAGAUUUUACUCCCAGGCCAGAAAUACUUUACAAUCUAAUUGCAGGGUUAAGAAUACUGAUAACAGAAGGGGUCACGUGCUACCAUCAGGGCAAGUAGAGACCCUGUCUCUCUUCCUUUUCCCUGACUAAUUCCUUCCCUUUCUUAUGGCACCAUUUCUGUCUGCAGAUAAAUCCCCUUCCUGCAGAUAAACUCUCUUCCCCGCUUUUCUUCUGGGAGGUGUGUCUCCUACCUGAUAGCAUGAUCCAAAAUUAUCCCUGCAUUUUUAUUCUAAAUUCAGUUUCAUAUCCCUUUUAUGUCCUACUCUCAAUAGUAAAAUUAUAAAAGAAAAAAAAAGGCUCUUUCCUAGUAUUGUCUAAUCAGGGUGAGAUUGGCAGCAGCUUAAUGUGUUCUGUCUCCCUGGGUGUGCUUACUUUUUAAUAAAGAUAACUGCAGAGGACAAAUCUUAGCCCUAAACAGGAGACUGGGGUGUGGUGAAAUUUCCACACUGGCCUAUGGGUGAGGGAAUAGAAUUGGCAACACAGAGGACAUCCUGCGGAUCCUCAGGUCAAACCCUUCUAGAGGACUCUGAACAUGUCCACUCCAGAAGGCAGUCCUAGCAAUACUGAAAAGUCACAAGUGUGCUUUUAAAUGAAAUUCAUGGAUUCAUUUUUCACAGGUAGUGUUCAAGUCUCUAGCAGUUUUCAGCCUUAGAGAUAAGCUCACAAAGUUAGCCAUCAGUCUUCUCAAAAAGUGGCCACUCUUGGUGAUGGGUCGUUUAAGACUGUCUGGUUUGUUUUUCCUAUAGGUGAUCAUUUGAUAUGUGGCCAUGUUCAUUGUGCUUUCGUCAAACAUUUUCCCCAAGACUACUUAACCUUUCUCUGAGUGUAUUUUUAAUGAAGUCUAGUGUAGAGUCCAACUUUAUCAUGUCCAGUCCCCACCUUCAAAAAGGAUGUGUGAAAUAAAGAUCAUCGCCUAUCAGAUACCUAAUUGGUUGUUGAAAACCUGAGUGGUGGGAGGCUGUACAUUUGUUGAAAAAAGAUUUUAAAAAAAAUCUUUUUAUGCUAUCUACAUGUCAUAGUGUAUCAAUUGAAUCUUCUCGUUCUAAAGGUCAAAUUACUAAAUACAGAUAUUUCAGCUCAAGGAACCUGAGCUGCCGUGUUUUAGGUUGACAUGUAUUUCUUAAUCAUAAGCUAAAUUAGACACAUUUAAAAAUUGUCACUCUCCAAGAGCUGCACAUCCAAGAAAAGAUUAAAAAUAAAAUAAAAUAUUAAAUGUUUGUUUGAAUAGGAAUUUGCAUUUAUGCUGCUGGUUUGUGUAAAAAGCAUAUAAUACUAUUUACAGCAACGAAUUACUGAAAUUUGAAAACAUUUUUUCAAUCCUAAAUAUUUCAGAAUUGUAAAGACAUGAUUGAAUCCAUGCAUCACAGCAUUAGGCACGUAAUGGGCACUCUUAGAAUGGGACUGGUUAACUAAUUGCCUAUGACCCAUUAAAGAUCUGUUUAAUUAGCAAAAUUAGAUUUAUGCUUACAAGGAAAUCCUAGUAGGGAAUUUAAAAUGUUCACUAGGAAUAAAUGUCCUCUCAAGGUCACAGUGAGGUUGAUAUAUGUUAAAGGUAAUAAAGUGCAGAAUAUAUUUGUAAAGCAUGUACCCGUUCUUGUGGUCCUUAAUGUGCAUCUGAUAAUUGAUUUAGAUUAUGAAAAGAUGAAAUGGAACUUAAGUCAUUUAGCAUCCUGAGAAUUGUCAUGCUGUACAUACAAACAUUAUGGGUCCCUUCCCUAGGAUUGCUUCUUUUAAGAUGAGCAAUGCUGGGUCUGGGCCAACUUUUGGAGUUAGAACUUGAGAUUUUCCUGUCAGUAAUAAAAAGCAAAUAAAGGUGCCAUGCUUCUUUGAGUGAAAAGUACAUUUUAAUAGUUUAUUUCAUUACCUUUGUGAUCUACUCUGGACCUUCUAGCUCACAGGCCCCAAAACAAUAUACUUUGGGAGAUGCCAACAUCGGUGGAGUUUGCUUAGAUGUUAGCUGUGUCCAAGCCAAGAUUAUAGGCAAUUAUCAGACACCUCCAUCAUUCUCCACUUCCACACUUACCACCGUUAGAGCUGAAUUUUCUGAAGUAAAUUUCAAUUCUUGCUUCUCUAUUAAAACCAUAUAAAGAAGCAAAACGAGGAAUUCUGUGACCUUGGGAAAAGAUAUAUGCAUAAAUGUUCUUUGCAAGUGAAUAUAACGUUAAGUAAACAUGUAACAAUUUAUUGAGAAGCUUUUUUUUCCAGAUUCCUUUAUUUCCAUAGAUGAAAGUAAAAAUAUGUUGAUGAAACUUUCAAAGAUCAAACUGUCCUUCAUUUGUUCUUUCUUCUAUUGAUGUUCAUACUAUUAAUUUUACUACCGUGAAAAGUUGUGUAUUUUAACCAGGAUAAUGCUAUGCAUUGUGAAUAAAGUUUGUUAGAAAAAAACCGAUACUCUAGGAAAUGCAUUAUUUUUCUCAAUGGUAGAGGAUACAGUCAAAAUAAACAUAUUUAAGGGCCUUUGUUGCAAGGCCCAAUACACUGAGAAGUGCACUUUGAAUCUUCAGAUGGAGAAAGAAAAGAUAAGGGUAGACUAUCAUCACCUCUCUACAGUGUUUUAGUUUCUGGGUAAAAGAGGGAUGCAGUUAACAAUUCUGAUUACAAUCUGGUCCAAAAAUGUGGUUCUGUGGUUUGGCCUCCCAAUUUGAGUUUUUCUUUUGGAAUCUGUUCAGAGCUUUCAUAGCCUUGGUUGAUGUAGAAUCCAU